Mizuhopecten yessoensis (Yesso scallop) is the source of this 2663-nucleotide messenger RNA. RefSeq lists its product as uncharacterized. The record is from RefSeq and is a predicted model, not a curated record. The transcript has 8 exons. Gene Ontology annotation, cellular component: cytoplasm. Bases 120 to 1742 code for a protein of 540 amino acids. Lineage: Eukaryota; Metazoa; Mollusca; Bivalvia; Pectinida; Pectinidae.
CCGUAAUUUAGUGGAGAAAGUUUGUAAUCCACAAUGAUCUGUGGAUGGAGAAGAUACGUCUGUUAAUCUAAUUGCAGCGUUUCCAAAAAAGGUUGGAAGAAGGUUAACGGCCAGCCAGGAUGUUUAAGGCAUUGGACAAAGUCAAUUAUGACAACCUUGUCCUGAACCAGAACACUGUCAAGGUCAAGGAAGCCCUCAAGCCAAAUAAUCUUGUGAACUUGAGCUGUUUUGCCUUGAACAAGAUCCCUAGCAAUGCGGAACGAGCGAUCAAGACUAUACCAGCACAUUUAGCUCCUUGUGUAUUGAGAGCAGCCAUAGCGAAGAAAGAAUCGGAGACAGCCAGUGCUAUCCUGUCUAACUGGCCGCUGAAAGACUUGUGUUUUAAAGAGAUCCUUGGUUCCGACCAUGCAGAUAUUUUCCAGGAAGGAAUGGGUUUUCACUUUGAUCUAGUGGUGUUCCGAGGGAUCAGAAACCGGACCAAGUUUUGUAAAAUCACUACAGUGGACUUCAGAGGGUUCAAACUGAACCCAACCUUCUGUCAGCUUGUGAUCCAGAUGUGGCCCCUUAUGUCUCUGAAAAAGUCUCAAGUGAAACCAAAAUAUUUAGCAAAAGUCAUAGCUAAAACGGCCGGUGUAGCAGCCAGUCAGCUGACAGAGGAGGUGUUGCCUAGGUUACUGUUUGAUAGAACGAUAGAACCGAGAUACAGAAUCCACAUUCCCCGAGGAGAGCGUAUGGUUGUUAAACUAGACAGCAUCCAAUUCACCAACAGUAACACUUUAUUCCUUGACUACCUCAUCUGUAACUGCUUACGGAGUAUAACACCUGUCUACGUGUCGGUGUCUAAUAUAUAUAUCAGAUCUGACCCCUCCAUCGGAGACGAGAUCACAGAGUCACUAGCACCGUUCAUCGUAUUACGAGGACAAGAUAUGGAGUACCUGGAGGGUAUCUCCCUGAAGCAAUUGGAGGAUGGUAUAUUUUUCAUGGUGUGUUCAGACAUUCAGAAAUUCUCUCACCUGCGUGCCCUUGACCUUCAAGAUUGUAACAUUUACCUGCAAGAAGGUCGCACACGCAGCCGGACCUCGGGUCGUCUGCAGAUGGUCAGUACCCUGGGGUCCUUUGCACACCUCACUCGACUUGAUCUUGGCUUUAACUACUUACUCGGAUGCCUUGGGGAACUUCUGGACGCUCUCAAAACCCCUCUGGAGUACCUCAGUGUGCGAGGGUGUGAUUUGAAUGAAGACGAUUUGGCAGCAUUAGCAGAGUCUAACCAUGCUAAACAUCUGAGAGAGUUAAACUUAAGUAAAGUGUGUCAAUUCUCCAUUUAUGAAAACGAUCGUAUCUCCCCUGUGUAUCUGCUGAGAAUUACAAAACAUUUCCCCAAUGUGAACAUCUUUAACCUUACGCAGAAUCAUUUACCCGAUGCGUGUAUCUCCGAAUUUUGUACCAUAUUAACACAAAAUUUGACCAAGCUGAAAGCGCUAGACAUUUCGGGCAAUAUCCUGACCGAGAACAACCUGUUAGACAUCACACGUUCUGUGGGAAAACUCAAAUCCAUGCAGUGGUUUAGGUUCACAUGUGCCAGCAAUUUGCUUGAAGAGCCCUUCAUUCCUUUUGACAAUUCUGGGGAAAUGAAGAAAAAAUUCUGUGAUACUCUGGCUUCUCUUGGGCGCGAUGACAUCAAGGUGGACCUUGUCAAGCUGUCUUACGCGAUAUUUGUUGAUUUGUUGGAUGUUAUGGACUAGACUUAUGUGACGAUACCUGUACCAACUGCUAAACUAGGCUCUUUAAAUGGUACAAAAUACAGGUACAGUUGGUAAACAAGGCUUACUCGGUGUAAUUUAAUACAAGUAGUCUCACUCCCCUGUCAGACAAUACCUGUUCAGCUUGUCAAUAUAGUGUCACCCUAUACCAGACGAUACUUAUAUUUAUGUUCUAGUUCGCUCCGCUCAAACGAAAAUAAAUUAUUUUUCAUAUAAACUCAAACUCAUUACUGGGAGUUUGUCUGCCUAGCUCUACGAAGACUUACAGACUCAGUGAGCUGGUCUCUUCUGUGUCAGAAAAUGUACCUGUACCACUUGUUGAUCUAGCUAUAGUCUGUGUUAGAUGAUACUAGUACAACUAGUGAGCUGGUCUAUUUUGCAUCAAUUUUUGUACAUUGUACCUAUACAGCUUGUCGAUUUAGUCUCGCUCUGUGCCAGACCAUACUUGCAUACCUUCAUGAGCUGGUCUAUUCUGCGUCAGACUACGUACCUGUACAACUUGUUGAUGUAGUCUUUCUCUGUGCCAGACACCAAUACUUGUACAAAUCAUGAACUUGAGUGUGUCUAUUCUGCGUCAGACUAUGUACAUUGUACCUAUACAGCUUGUCUAUCUAGUCUCACUCUGGGCCAGACCAUACUUGCAUACCAGACUAUGUACAUGUAUCACUUGUCGAAGUUGUCCAUCUCUGUGCCAGACGCCCAUACUUGUACAAAUCAUGAGCUUGUCUAUUCUGCAUCAGACUAGGUACAUGCAAAACUUGUCGAUCUAGUCUCACUCUGGGCCAGACGAUACUUGUAGGACUAUUCUGAUGUCCAACUUAACGUGCAGUUUUUAGGUCACCUAAGGGAUUUCAUUGAUACUCCAUUGGAAUGUUACUGACAACUCCCUGACCAAGUGUUGUU